Messenger RNA from Ciona intestinalis (vase tunicate), 1641 nucleotides. Its product is annotated as putative inactive tRNA-specific adenosine deaminase-like protein 3. NCBI's taxonomy places the organism in Eukaryota, Metazoa, Chordata, Ascidiacea, Phlebobranchia, Cionidae. Gene Ontology annotation, cellular component: nucleus; cytoplasm. Gene Ontology annotation, biological process: tRNA wobble adenosine to inosine editing. Gene Ontology annotation, molecular function: tRNA-specific adenosine-34 deaminase activity. The record is from RefSeq and is a predicted model, not a curated record.
GUUUAUCACUGUAUAGUUAUAUAGAAACUAAAAUAUAGUUAAACUUGUUCACAAGUCUUUGAUUUUGUUUAAGUAUUUUUCUAAAAAUUUGGAAAUGAAAAAUGAGGACCAGCCUUCUGUCAAACGAAGAAAAUAUGAAAAAGUUAUCGCUUCGUCGUGUAAUUUGAUGGAAAAAGUUGAUUCUCAAUCUAACUCUGAUGAUACAAAAACUGUCUUGCCCAAGCAAAGAAGUUGGAAUCUUACAGCUGUUUUAGGGGACGAGUACAAGCCGUGUGUUGGUGCUUUAAAACUUGUUGAUUCAGUAGCGUGUGUUUUAGUUGAUAAGAAACAUGCCUCAGCUGUGUUAAAGUUUCUCCAUGAAAAUUACCCAUUUACUGGUUUGCAGCAUGUUAAAAGAAUGCGGAAAGUUACAACGCAAAGUGGAUGCUACUUGCAGGUUUUAGUGUUCGUUUCUGCUCGACAUGCCCAUGAGGUGGAGCUUGUUAAGUCCUGUAUACAUGAUAACAAGAACCCACUGCUGGACCUUGAUGCUUUUAAGAUGGUGAAAAGUUAUUUAUCGAAAGUUGAGAUUGUUCAAGUUCCGUCUGCUAUACCUUUGACAAGGGAGCAGUUUAAUUUAGGAAAACAGUAUUGGCCGAUUUCGUUCCAUGAAAAUAAAUCAAUUACUCAGUUGGUUGACUGUUCGUUAUUCACAGAAGCUGAUUAUCGAGUUAUUGAAUGUCAUAUGGAAACUGCAAUACAGACUGCUAAGUCAGCAAACAACUUGCAACCUGCAGAGAACGUUGGGGUUGUUGUAGUGGAUUCAAAGACAAACACAGUAAUUGCAACCACGUUUGACUUGAGAAACAUACCGUGUGAAAUUACGACGGGUGUAAAUGUUGCUCAUCCGUUGAACCAUGCGGUUAUGGUUGCGAUAGACUUGGUGGCUCACACGCAAGGUGGAGGGUGUUAUACUUAUAGCAAUCUUUUAAAGGAAAAACCUGGAGAGGGCUUGUAUUUUGAGUUAUUAUCAUCAAAAAACACUGAAAAGGACAAGUCAAGUUAUAUUUGCACUGAUUUAACUUUGUAUGUUACGAGAGAGCCAUGUGUUAUGUGUUGUAUGGCGCUGCUUCAUUCUCGUAUAAAGCGAGUGUUUUAUGGAGUUGAAUGCCAGAGAGGGGGUUUUGGUAGCGCUUACAAGUUAAACGCUAUGAAAGAAUUAAAUCAUAGGUUUGUAGUAUUUAAAGGGGUUUUAGAGAACAAAUGUGCAAAGUUGUAACCUGUAGCACAGGCACCAAUCUUUUUAAAACACAGGGGAGGCAGGGGUAGGUAGGCACACAGUUAUAUAAAACCAAUUUAACUUAUUGGUUGUAAACUUGUAAUGUUUACCAGUUAAUGCAGUGUAGAACAUUUCAGGGUUGGCCUGUCUACCCUGCCUCCCUAGGUUUGGCGCCUAUGGACUACAGUGUAUUUACAUUCUAUUUCAUUAAGAUUUUUAACGACAAUUUAUAAUGUGAAUUUUAUUGUUUUGGUUUAUUGAAGAUUUUAAAAAAUUCUAAUAAUAAUGAAUAAUGAUGGUUUAUCUUUUUGAAUACGGUUGCAAAAAUCAUGUUAUUUAAAAAAUCAAAGAGAAGGAAACAAGAUAUAAUUAAACUUUUAAUG